AUGGCGACAGCUCCCAGAGGAAGACUACAGGGCAAGAAUGCCAUCGUGACGGGUGCUGCAGGUGGCAUCGGCCUCGAAACGACCAUUCUCUUCGCCCGAGAAGGCGCCUCUGUCCUCAUGGCAGACAUCUCCGAGCCGGCUCUCGCCAAGGCAUUGGCAAAGGUGAAAGAAGUCGCACCCAACGCGUACCGUGUGGAGACGAUCAAAUGUGACGUCUCCAAAGAAGACGACGUCAAGGCCAUGAUUGAGUCCCAGGAUGGCUGGGGUGGAACCGACGUGAUCUUCAACAACGCCGGAAUCAUGCAUGCCGACGAUGCCGAUGCCGUCGAUACUCCCGAGAAGAUCUGGGACCUGACUCACAAUAUCAACGUCAAGGGUGUGUGGUUCGGAUCGAAGCAUGCCGUUCUGAGUUUGCGACGACACAAGAAGACAAAGGGAAGCAUCAUCAAUACCGCUAGUGUCGUUGCUCUCGUUGGAAGUGCUACCCCCCAGCUUGCAUACACUGCCAGCAAGGGUGCUGUAUUGGCUAUGACCCGGGAAUUGGCAAUUGUGCAUGCGCGCGAGGGUUUCCGAUUCAACUCACUCUGCCCGGCUCCGUUGAACACCCCUCUUCUCCAAGACUGGCUCGGUGACGACCAACCCAAGCGCCACCGCCGCGAAGUCCACUUCCCUACUGGUAGAUUCGGCGAAGCUAUCGAGCAGGCAAAUGCAGUGGUGUUCUUGGCCAGUGACGAGGCCAGCUUUGUCAACGGCACAGACUUUGUCGUUGAUGGAGGAAUGACCAGGGCCUAUGUUACCCCUGAAGGACCUGCCACAACUCCUCCACAGAACCUCGGCAAAUAA
Messenger RNA from Talaromyces rugulosus, 843 nucleotides. RefSeq lists its product as uncharacterized. The record is from RefSeq and is a predicted model, not a curated record. NCBI's taxonomy places the organism in Eukaryota, Fungi, Ascomycota, Eurotiomycetes, Eurotiales, Trichocomaceae. The transcript is spliced from 4 exons. Gene Ontology annotation, molecular function: oxidoreductase activity. Bases 1 to 843 code for a protein of 280 amino acids.